Messenger RNA from Astyanax mexicanus (Mexican tetra), 2863 nucleotides. It is a transcript of the gene cpne2, whose product is annotated as copine II. The record is from RefSeq and is a predicted model, not a curated record. NCBI's taxonomy places the organism in Eukaryota, Metazoa, Chordata, Actinopteri, Characiformes, Acestrorhamphidae. Gene Ontology annotation, molecular function: calcium-dependent phospholipid binding. Gene Ontology annotation, biological process: cellular response to calcium ion. Gene Ontology annotation, cellular component: plasma membrane. The transcript is spliced from 16 exons. The coding region runs from base 774 to 2414 and encodes 546 amino acids.
AUACCUGUCAAGUUUUGGAUUGAUGUUGUGAUCAAUAGUAUUUUCUGCAGUCAGAAGGCGUAUGUAUAAUAUUAUACAUAUGUACAUAGUAUGUAUGAGUAUGUAUCAUCAUAGUAUGAUGUUUUUUUUUAGCAGAAAUGCCCUUUCUCUGUUUGCAUCCAUCCAUCCGUCAUUAGUGACAUUCCAGUUGUGAGAGGCACAGGAAUGUUUUUUAUUUUAAUUAUAAUGUAAUACAAGAAAUUUACAGGAAAUGCUAAUACGGGAGGACGGCGGGAAAGAGGGGUUAAAUGUGGUAGACCAAAACGGGAUACUUAACAAGAUAUGAAAUACACACGGGAUAGCACGGUUUGACAGGGCAGCAGAAAUCGACAGAACACCGGACGGAGCUGUUAGGAGCCUUGUUAACUAAACUAUACUGUGGGGUGGCGUGUGUUUGUGUGUGAGAGAGAGUGUGCUCUGAGUGAGUCUCUGUCAGUGUGUGUGUGAGUGUGUGUAAGCUGCGGGUGGAGACUGCCAUGGUUCACAGGGAGCCCGCCCAGCCUCAGCCUCACUGCUGGCUGCUGGAGUGACCCGCCCGCCUGCCAGCAGCAGCAGCAGCAGAGCAACGUGUCACCGCCUCGGUCCGCUCCGGACCCACAGCCCGAACUCACACACAGCGGCUCCGCGGAGAAGCGCUGCUGCGGAACUGACGCUCCAGAAAAAAGUAGCCACGCGAAGAAAAGCCUGAGCCACCGCUUUUGAGAGGGUGUGGGAGAGGAGGGACUCCUGCCUGCAUGGCAUACACACUGGGGUCAGGGCCCAACGCUGGCCCCGCUAUUGGCCCUCAGCACUGCAUUACAAAAGUGGAGCUCUCUGUGUCCUGCACCAGUCUGCUGGACCGUGAUGUGGCCUCCAAGUCAGACCCCUUCUGCGUGCUCUUCCAGGAGGUGGAUAGCAAUUGGGUGGAGCUGGGGCGGACAGAGACGGCUGUGAAUAAUUUGAACCCGGUAUUUGGAGACAAGUUCCAGGUGGACUACCAUUUUGAGGAGGUCCAGAAGCUUAAGUUUGCCCUGUUUGACGAAGACAAGUGCAGUAGCCAGCUGUACGAGCAUGACUUCCUGGGAGAGUUCGUCUGCACACUGGGAGUGAUUGUGUCCAAUAAAAAGCUUCACCGGCCUUUAACCUUGGCCAACGGCAAGCCAGCGGGGAAGGGAGCCAUCACAAUAACAGCCCAGGAGUUAUCAGACAACAGAAUAAUUACCUUGUCAAUGUGUGGAAGAAAGCUGGAUAAAAAAGAUUUCUUUGGCAAAUCAGACCCUUACUUGGAGUUCCACAAACAAGGAGAGGAUGGUAAAUGGAUGCUGGUUCACAGAACUGAGGUAAUAAAGAACACUUUGGAUCCAGUAUGGAAACCCUUCACAGUGCCGUUAAUCUCCCUCUGUAAUGGCGAUGUGGACAGGAACAUUAAGGUGCUUUGCUACGACUAUGACAAUGAUGGCGGCCAUGACUUCAUUGGGGAGUUUCUGACAACUGUCACCAAGAUGAGUGAAGCACAGAACUCAGUAGAGGUGGAGUUUGAAUGCAUUAAUCCUAAAAAACAGAAGAAGAAAAAGAACUACAAGAACUCUGGAAUCAUCAUCCUGAAGUCAUGCAAGAUUACGAGGGAUUACUCGUUCCUGGACUACAUCCUGGGAGGCUGUCAGCUAAUGUUUACUGUUGGCAUUGACUUCACAGCCUCAAAUGGCAACCCUAGGGAGCCGUCCUCUCUACACUACAUCAACCCGCUGGGCAGCAACGAGUAUCUCUCAGCCAUCUGGGCUGUGGGACAAAUCAUACAAGACUAUGAUUCAGACAAAAUGUUUCCUGCACUUGGAUUUGGGGCUCAGCUCCCACCUGACUGGAAGGUGUCCCAUGAAUUUGCCAUAAACUUUGACCCUACCAAUCCAUUUUGUGCAGGUGUUGAGGGCAUCGUUCAGGCGUACUCAACCUGCUUGCCUCAUCUCCGCUUUUACGGUCCCACCAACUUUGCCCCCAUAAUCAACCACGUGGCCCGUUUCGCCUCCCAAGCCCUGCAGCAGGACACAGCAGCGCAGUACUUCACGCUGCUCAUCAUCACUGAUGGUGUGAUCAGCGACAUGGAUGAGACACGCCAUGCCAUAGUGCAAGCUGCCAAACUGCCCAUGUCCAUCAUCAUUAUCGGUGUGGGCAAUGCCGACUUCGCAGCUAUGGAGUUUUUGGAUGGAGACAGCAGUGUGCUGCGCUCCUACACGGGAGAGGAGGCAGUCCGGGACAUAGUGCAGUUCGUCCCAUUCAGGGACUUUCGCAACGCUCCGAAGGAAACUUUAGCCAAAUCAGUAUUGGCCGAGCUGCCUCAACAGGUCACACAGUAUUUCAAACAGAGGAACCUGUCGCCUAGCAACACAGUGCCGGAGUAAAAGCUUGAGGCCUUGGGUUCACACUGCAUGUUGCCAAAAUCUACUGUUUACAAAAACCCCUUGACCAAUUUAAAGGACAAAGCGCAUGCUUCUUUUCUAUAAAUAAUUGUUUUUAAUAAAUAAAUGUUUUUAUUUAUUGGUUGGUUAACAUUAUACCACCUUAACAGUCAAAAAUGCUAUGUAAGGUCAUUUUUUGUGUCAAACACUAAUUGCUUCUGUAAUAUAUGAGAGAAGGGAAGAGAACCUUUGAUUGAAUGUAACUUUAUACUUAUGUUCUGUGUUUUAAGAGAUGUAUAGUAACAGAAGUUUUCUGUACACUUUUCGUAGUGCUUUGUAAUUUGUGUUAAUUGUAUAGUAUCACAGUCAUGGUGAUGUUCUUGCUUUUCUACAGUUUAGUCAGUCAAUUAUGUUACAGUACUCAGGUCAAUAAAUUUCAACUGAAGUGUUAA